Prorocentrum cordatum is the source of this 2157-nucleotide messenger RNA. Lineage: Eukaryota; Dinophyceae; Prorocentrales; Prorocentraceae. The record is from the annotation of a GenBank genome assembly.
AUGGCGCCCGACCCUGUCCUGCUGCAGCGGGUCCAGAAGUCAGUGGAGGUUUUCGUCAGCGACGCGGCCGCCGACGAGAUCCGCGCGGGGAUGAUGCUAGCAGGGCAGACCGCCCGCGGGGAGGUGGCCAAGGUGCUACCGUGCCUCCGCGAAGUCCUUCGAGACAAGCCUCACGCUUCGCGUCGACUACUGAGUCGCCCGUGGAAGGCGGACCCAUUCCUGCGCCAAGUCCACUCGCUGUUCGUCACAGACGAGAAGUCUCCAACAAAGCUGAUUCAGUACUCGGAGCAAUUCAGCGCGUCGUUCCAGAAGAAUAUUUCCGCCAUCGAGCCGCACCUCAGGGCCGUGGCGAAGCCGAGCAAUGCCGUGAAAGAUUUGCGGUAUGCUGGCCACCGUGUCGAGAGCGGCCAGCUGCCCUUGGAAAGAAGCGUGUUGUACUUUCCAGCUGUCAUUGCCACCUUGGCUGCCACCAACUUCAUGAAUGAACUGGACUCGGAGAAGGCAUUACAUUUUGCAAUGCUUGCGGACGCGGGGGAGGAACACUAUCAGUUGAUGAGGCCCCUGGACUACGAGGGGUUCCCGGCCGACGACCUGUCCUUCAACUUGAGCGCCUUCGUCGACCGCGUGAAGACGCUCUUUGGGGCCGGCGGCCACCCGACCAUGGCAGAGUUCCCCAGCUUCGAGACGAUUCAGGCUUGGGGCGUCUUCAACGUCGUGCAGCACGACAGGGAUAUGGGCGCGCACGCCGAGGGCUCGGCGAACGUGCAGCGCCACAAGCAGAUGGAGCGCUUGAUCGAGGCCUUCGGGAUCGAGGCGACGGCAGACGAACUGGUGGGGCAGAUGGAGUCUGCGCGCCAUUUGGUGACACGCGUGGCCGCGGAGAAGUCGCUGUCAUCGCGGGAUGCUUGGAUGCGCGCUGCGGAGAUGGCCACGGCGAACAAACGCGGUGGCGUCCUCGAUACUUCGCUUUCUCCUCCAUCAAAGCUCAUGCAGGUGAUCGUUCGCUACUGGGCAGCGGGCGGGUCGACGAGCGGGGUUGAGCAGUCCUUCGGGAAGGGCUACAACCACCGCGUAGCAUCCCUGGGCAAUGACGCCUGCUGCGACCGCAUGGAGAUCGUCGAACUCGAGAAGAGCGACCUACCUCAAGCGCUGCAGAUGGCCACGGACAUCUGGAGCGACAUCUUCGGGCGGCCCCGAGCGUCCGGCAGUGGAAACAGGCAGCUGCGAAGCGACGCUGGCGGGCAACAUUUGCAGGCCCGACACGAGGGUUGCGAGGGCGGCUGGCGGCAAAACAGGAAGCGUCAGCUCGACGCUGCGGCGAGCCCGGGCAUGCUGAAGUCCGUCCACGCCGUGGAUCCAGGUGCGAUGCUGCAGCCUGAGACGUGGACAGAUGAGCAAUCCAAGGAGAUGGUUUUCGUCCACGCCAAGAAGUGUCAGCGACUUUCCGAGGAGGCCCGGGCAGGCAGACUCGGAGCUCUAGAGAACGCCUCGGUGGAUGAGCUUCAGAAGGUGGUUACGUUGAUGGAGAAAAAGGUCACCAACGACAAGCAAUACAUCGGGCGCGCCUUAAAACGGCGUCGCGCGGCGGCUGGACCGCCCGACAUCACGAUUGCAGAUGGCAACAUCUACGUCGCUCCUGACGUGCCGGUGACAGCGGCAGUCGCCGCAGCCAAGGCCCGCGAGGCCAACUUCACUCGGACCACCGCUUCGGAGGCAUCCGUGUUCGUGGUCAAGGAGGUUCAGCAGCCUGCGAAGUCAGUGCUCUGGAAUGCUGCGUUGAUCGGUGGCGCGGUCUGCACGUGGGAGCGCGCGGUGGCGGGCGCCGGUCCAGUUGCGGUUUGCAGAGCAGCGCUGUCCUCGCAUGGGAUUGUCUACAUGUCCGACGCCUUCUUAGCGGAGUGCCCCCGGCUCGCCGCUCUGAUAGUCGAUCGCGCGGGUAGCCACGCUGUGAGCAAGUGGAAGUUCACCAGCGACCUGGUGCAUAUCACGGCCAGGGCGGCCAAGACGCCCACAAUUGCCAUAGCCCUUUUAGGCUCGGCUGAAUCAGGCGCUGAGGUGCGCCCAGGCGUCAGGCAGGCAUUCGACGCUGCCGCGAUGCACGAUUUCAUUUCACGCCGUGAUGAGGAUCAAUCGGCGGUGGGUGCAUGUGGCCGCUGA